Brassicogethes aeneus is the source of this 1319-nucleotide messenger RNA. The record is from the annotation of a GenBank genome assembly. NCBI's taxonomy places the organism in Eukaryota, Metazoa, Arthropoda, Insecta, Coleoptera, Nitidulidae.
CAUAACCGCAAAACUAAAAUGUCAAAAUAAAGAUAAAAAUGAGUAAAAAUGAAGAAAUACCACCAAUUGCUGCUCCUAAUUACAUCAUUAAUAAGUAUUUCGUUAUUUCUAAUAUACAGACACGAAUACAACCGUUUGCACUAUGUAUUAGAAGUGUUUAACUUUUUUGGACAUCCCUGUAAUUUCACUGAAUUACAACGUUCGGACAAUGUUUUGGCUCAACAUGAUUGGGGCCCAAUUCCUGUGUGGCAGGAAACCGAAACUGGAUACAUUUAUUCUGCUUUUAUAACUGGGAAAGGUGAGGUUAGGGCUAUAGCUUUGCAAAGUGAUACAAAGAUUGUACCGAGGAACUGUUAUUUUUGGUUUGAGGAGAAGAAAAAGCCUGUUGUGGGUAAAUUUAAAUUUUCCAAGGUUACAAAUGAUGAGGCCGCUGUGUUGAACUCGUAUUUUUAUAAUUGUAACUUGGUUAACAUAGAAUUGGUGCCAUAUGCAAUAUCUUUUAGUUUUAAGAGUAAACGAGAGAAUGAUAUGAAGAAAAUUAUGUUAACAAAUACUUUGGACCAUAGUUUGACUAUUAAUACAACUAUAUGUGUAACACCAUCAAUGUACAGCAAGAAACGGUUAUUUGAAUUUGUGAGUUAUCACAAACUAAUAGGUUUUGAUAAUUUUAUAUUUUACCACAGGGAUAUCCCUCACAGAAUAUCAAAAUUUAUGGCGAAUGUAGCCAAUAGAUUAGACAUUAAAGUAUCUUUUCUACCAUUUAACUACCCUAAAGGAGAUAGCCCACAAAUACGUUUAUUAGUGGAAAAUGAAUGUAACUUAAGAACCCUAGGACAAACUAAAUAUGUAGUGACUUUAGAAACAAAUGAAUACAUUGUACCUAGAAACGCUUUAACCAUAACAUCAUUUCUAAGAAAUGUAGAUGAAGAUUCAAAACGCUUUAGUCUCCCUGUACAAAAAUUUUGUAUUGAUAAUUUGGACUUAAAAAAACCUAUUGCUUUGCAAAGUUUUGAUGUCUCUGAUGACUAUAAUUAUAACGUAGUCAGAUAUAUUUAUAAAAAUACUAAAAUUGAUGAUGUAGUUACUACAAAUGCCAUAGAUAAGACUCUAGCUUCAAUACAUAAGUAUGUUAGAUGUAGUUUAAGCCCACAAAAAUCGCACACGGAUAAGACUAUGAUGAAAUUCUACACUGAUUUUUAUAGAAGUACGCUUGUACAACUUUUAAUUCAUGAUCAAAUCUAAUUUAAGUUUUUUAAUGUUUUUGCCCAUAUUUGUAUGUCUUUACACUCUUGUAUAUAUUUCCUGACAUAAAUACACUA